AUGGAUGAGAAAGUCGUUAUGCAAGCCUCGUAUAACGAGGCUUCGGGGUUCAAGGGCCCGGAGAGUGCCUCGACCCCCAAGCGGCCCUCUGUUCGGAGCUGGGCCCUGUUGGUAUUGGGGAUGAUUGCCGGAAGCUGGUUUCUAUGGCCGCGCGACUGUCGCCACGCUCGCAUGCUCACCAUUGAGGACCGAGUGCAUCAAAUUCUGUCCAAAAUUCCACUGAUUGAUGGCCAUGAUGACUUCCCCUUUCUCAUCCGAGAGGACUUCCACCGCCACAUCAAUGCUCCGAACUUUACGGAGUCGUUCAUUCAUGGCACCCUCCCUGGGCACGUCGAUCUCCCUCGACUGCAGCAAGGUCGCGUGGGCGGAACCUUCUGGAGCGUCUUCGUGCCAUGUCCUGCGGACUGGACUGACUUUUCGGAUGAGAAUUACGCAGAGAGUGUUCGGAUGACGGUGGAGCAGGUUGAUCUCAUGUCCCGGAUUCAACGGGCCUACCCAGAUAUCUUCUCUGCCCCGCCGAACGGCACCACGGCUCUCCAAGCGUUCAAGGAAGGCAAGAUCAUCUCACCAUACGGUAUUGAGGGGCUGCAAUCAAUUGGCAACUCCUUGGCCCACCUGCGCAUGUUCUACGACUUGGGUGUGUCCUAUGCGACCCUCACACACAACUGUCAUAACAAGUACGCCGAUGCGGCUCUAGUGGAACAGCCGAAUGGGGGCCUCCGAAAAGCAACGCCGCUCUGGCACGGAGUCAGCCCAGCUGGCCAACAGCUGGUCUUGGAGAUGAACCGACUGGGUAUGAUCAUUGAUCUGGCCCACGUGAGCGCGAACACAAUGCGCGAUGUGCUGGGGGCGGGCAAGACUGACUGGGCGGGCAGCCGUGCCCCGGUCAUUUUCAGUCACAGCUCAGCGUUUGCUCUCUGUCCGCACCCUCGCAACGUUCCAGAUGAUAUUCUGGAACUGGUGCGGCAACGAAACUCGAUCGUGAUGGUCAAUUUUGCCCCCGAUUUCAUCUCCUGUCGAGCUUCCGAUCGGGAGGAUGGGCUGCCGGAGGUGGACCAGGAGCAUGCGACCCUCGCGCGGGUUGCGGAUCACAUCAUGCAUAUUGGCACUGUGGCCGGAUUUGACCACGUUGGCCUCGGUAGUGACUUUGAUGGGAUUCCUACCGUUCCCGCCGGUCUAGAGGAUGUGUCGAAGUUUCCGGACCUGAUCGCGGAGCUUUUACGUCGCGGCCUAAGCGAUGAGGAUGCCGGGAAGGUGGCGGGAGGCAACCUGCUGCGCGUCUGGAAGGAUAUUGACGAGGUGGCUCUACAUAUGCAGGCUGCUGGUGUUCUACCCGUCGAGGAUUGA
Molecule: messenger RNA, 1347 nt
Organism: Penicillium macrosclerotiorum
Lineage: Eukaryota; Fungi; Ascomycota; Eurotiomycetes; Eurotiales; Aspergillaceae
Product: putative dipeptidase
Exons: 3
Coding region: 1-1347 (448 amino acids)
Biological process (GO): proteolysis
Molecular function (GO): metallodipeptidase activity
Source: RefSeq, a predicted model, not a curated record